Messenger RNA from Haemonchus placei, 900 nucleotides. The record is from the annotation of a GenBank genome assembly. Lineage: Eukaryota; Metazoa; Nematoda; Chromadorea; Rhabditida; Trichostrongylidae.
AUGGAAGAUGACUCGGAAUACGGUUAUUACCCACAUUACUCGGACGACUAUGUUCUGAAUGACAACGUUACAGAUGUACUGGAUGAUCCAAACGAUCCAAUGCAGAAAAUGGUAGUGCUAACAGUACAAUUAAUAAUGAUAUGCGGAGGUACACUUGUCACACGCCGACACCUUAUUACGGCUGCUCAUUGUUUUUGGAAUAACCCAGGUACAGAUGGGUGCAGCAUCAAGGAUAUGUUACCGAUUAAAUAUGUAAGAAAAAAUGGUAUGGCCACAGUUGGUGCCAUUUGUCGCGCGGAAAGCAAUUCAGCCAAAUGCAGUGGCGAAGAAGCCGGCACUAAACUUCGGAUCAAGAACGCCUUCUAUGAAAGGUUCUUCAAAGAAGGAUGUACUGGAAGCAGUGAUUUUGCAGUCGUCGAACUGGAAAGGGAUGUUCCCAAAGGAAUUUAUCACGCGUGCUUGCCUCACAUGCACAAUGUUGAUGACUUGGACUUACGAACUGCGAAGCUCUUCUCAUCUGGAUGGGGCAUCAAUCCCCUCGAAGGUUAUAACGACAAUCCUUCUCCAACUUUGCAGAAGAUCGAUCUUGGGAUGAUGUUGACCGAUGAAGAGUGCUUGACAGAGGACGUGCAAACCGUUCAAGAUAUUUUUUGCACAGCUGAAUACUCGGAGAAAAAUCUCUGCAUUGGAGACAGUGGAAGUGGAGUUACAUUUUCGCUCAACGGCAGAUACUACUUGGCUGGUAUUGUCUCUCGUGGAUCCAAUUGCCUUGGUUUGAUUCAAGGAGUUAAACCAGAUGGUCAGACUCAUCUUAACCUCGCAUACCAUACCGCUGAUAUUGACACCUUGCUAGGCAUGAGAAUCGAAGAUCGCAGGAAAGAAUGGGGGAAUACUAACUAA